Messenger RNA from Naegleria gruberi, 1305 nucleotides. RefSeq names its product LRR_RI domain-containing protein. The record is from RefSeq and is a predicted model, not a curated record. The coding region runs from base 1 to 1305 and encodes 434 amino acids. The transcript has a single exon. Gene Ontology annotation, molecular function: protein binding. Lineage: Eukaryota; Heterolobosea; Eutetramitea; Acrasida; Naegleriidae.
AUGAAGAAGCGAAUGAGAGAAGAAUUUGAUCGUAAUUCAAUCAUGAUGGAAGGAAAGGAGUACGAUAACUUAUUCCCCGAUGAUAUUUGUGAAGAAAUUAUGCAAUGGCUAGCUUGGAAAGAAGUUUUAUUGAAUUGUUGCCUAAUUUCCAAGCAAUGGUUUACAAUUGCAAAAUCAAGAUAUAGAGCAAGUAUUCAACUCACAUAUGGUCAAGAAAAAUUAUGGCUAUGUUUUAUUAAAGAGCAGCAGGAAGGAAUUUCUCGUAUAUUUAAUAUUGGUGUUGAUUCUUUCAGAGUGGUGGGAAGUUACUUUAUAGAUAGCAUUAAUGCAGAGAUUAUUAGCAAAUCGUUUCCUAAUUUGAAGCGAUUGGAAAUUGGUGAUAACCAACAAUUUGGAGAUUGUGGAGCAGAGUCGAUAAGUAAGAUUAAGACUUUGACGAGCUUGAAUGUUUUAGAUUGUGGAAUAACUUCAAAAGGAGCAGAAUUUAUUGGAUUGUUAAACGGGCUGACCUAUCUUAAUAUUGGAAAUAACAAGAUUAUGGAUAGUGGAAUGAAAUUUAUUGGAAAAUUGAGUUCACUGAAUGUUUUGCAGAUUGGUAGUACUGAGAUAACUAGUGAGAGUUUUAAAUUGGUGGGCUGUAUGAAGGGAUUAACAUCUCUUUCUAUUUAUUCAAAUCCAGUCACAAUAGAAGAUGCAAAAUCCAUAAGCUCAAUACACGGCCUUAAAUCUCUAAAUAUCAGCAAUACAGGAAUUUCUGUGGAAGGAUUGAAAUAUUUAAGUGCACUGACUUUACUAACGAACUUGUCUUUGGCCAAGAAUAACAUUACAAAUGAAGGGCUUUUAUCAAUAUCCCAAAUGAAGCAAAUAACUAAACUCUUUCUUCAACAUAAUGUAAUAGACUGUGAUGGAGCUCAAUUAUUAAGUACAAUGACCAAUUUGAGAUUAUUAAAUAUUAGUCAAACCAAAAUCACCACUGAAGGAAUCAAGCACAUUACCUCCUUGAAGAACAUUACAUCUUUGAAUAUUUCGAUUAAUCAGUUAAAUGAUGAAGCUUUAAAAUUAGUUAGUUCAAUGAAUCAAUUGACCAAUCUCAGUACACACAAUAACAAGCUAACCAGCGAAGGCGCAAAACAUAUAAGCCAAUUGAAUAAUCUAACAGAACUCAACAUUUCCUCAAAUCCUGUAAGAAUCGAAGGUGCCAACUAUUUAAAUCAAAUGACAACACUCAAAAUAAUUAAUGUUUCAAACUGUAGAACUGGAAUCUUCCAAUGGAACAAUAAUAUUGAUCUACAAUUUGAUGACUAG